Exophiala mesophila is the source of this 1527-nucleotide messenger RNA. RefSeq lists its product as uncharacterized. Lineage: Eukaryota; Fungi; Ascomycota; Eurotiomycetes; Chaetothyriales; Herpotrichiellaceae. The transcript has 3 exons. The coding region runs from base 278 to 1174 and encodes 298 amino acids. Gene Ontology annotation, molecular function: integrin binding; zinc ion binding; metallopeptidase activity. The record is from RefSeq and is a predicted model, not a curated record. Gene Ontology annotation, cellular component: cell surface; extracellular region; fungal-type cell wall.
GUAGUACCUGCUGCAUUCGGCUAACCAGGCACGCCAUUGACUUGCUGGGUCGAGGACAUGGCCGUGAAAAUUUUUCUGCAAGAUGCUAGGCGGAGAAAAGCGUGGAAUGAUGAUGGCAUAGGAUGCUCUGGCUCGGCAAUUGAAGUCAUCGGUUGCGGUGGAAGACGCUGUAUAAAGUCGAGGAUCCGGCCCGUGCGAUGACAGGAGACAGAGCAUCAUCUCGACAUCCAAUUCGCAGUCUCCAGUCCAAUAAGCUGGGUCCUUUCGUUUGCAAACCAUGUCUCGUCUCAUCAAGGCCACAGUCUUUUUGACUGCCAUUUCUGGCGUAUUCGCCGCUCCUGCGCAGCUCUUUGCUCGACAAGACUCCCAUGACCAUGAUGACCAUGAUCACGUUGAAGCGUGGGAUGCCGGUGCCGUCACCCAAUAUCAGAUCCAUUCCAGUUGCAACGCCACUCAAGCCCAUCAGAUUGCCGUUGGACUGAACGAGACCAUCCAAUUGGUUAGCCAUGCCCGAGACCAUGUGCUGAGAUGGGGCAAUACCUCGGAGAUUUACCAACGAUACUUUGGUGGCCGACCUCCCUAUGAAGUUCUUGGAGCAUACGAGAUCAUCAUCAAUGGUGACAAAGAAGGCGUUCUUUUCCGAUGCGACAACCCUGAUGGCAACUGCGACAUCGAAGGUUGGGGAGGUCAUUGGCGAGGCUCCAAUGCCACGUCCGAGACCGUCAUCUGCGACCUCAGCUAUGAGACCCGACGAUCUCUCAAUCAGAUGUGUGCUCUCGGCUACACGGUCAGCGAGUCGCCCAGAAACACCUUCUGGGCAUCUGACCUCCUCCAUCGUCUCUAUCACGUCCCUGCCGUUGGCUAUGGGUAUAUUGAGCAUUUCGCGGAUGGUUAUGAAGAAAUUCUCGAGCUCGCCCAGACCGACGAGAUCGGUCCCACACGCGACACUGACACACUGCAAUACUUUGCAUUGGAUGCUUACGCCUAUGACAUUGCCGUUCCAGGCGUUGGAUGCAACAGCCCAGAGACAGAGGCAGAGAGCGGCUCUUCUAACUCAACUGCACCAACCACGACUUCAACUGGUUCACCUACCGUGCCUGAACCCAGCACAUCGACUGUAUCAAUCCCUGCUGGUUGCCACACUCACGAAGGCGGUGAUCUCCACUGCUCAUAAAUGUAGAAUGGAGCGGGCUGCACAUGCAGGGUCAAAACAAGACCAUAGACGACCAGAGAGACAAGUAAUGCACGCUGAGCAGAUAUAGCCAACAGCAUACCUAAUAGUAUAGAACACCUAUAAGUGAUAACACACAGCUUCUCCAAGGUCUAGUAAUAAAUGAGUUAUGGCAAUUCUUGAGGACGGUUAAAAUGUCACUCAAAGCAAGGAAGCAAGCUCUACUUAUGGUUUAGCUCAUCAAAAGUCCCCACUGGUCCGUAAUUAUGGAAGAGUGAUCGUCCAUAGUAGGCUUGUAGGCUGAUAGGCUGUUUGCCUACCUAGGAUCCAUAGAGUCAAACAUGAGUGAAUCGAAC